UGAACCUCGCAGGUUAGGGGAGAGAAAAGAGGAGCUGGUGCACUGUCUGUUACAACUACAACACAGGAACAAAUAGUGAAUGGUAGUGUCUAGAAAGGGUAUGUCCCUUCAGGAGAGAGGUGCCAAUGUCCAACCGGCCUAAUUCCAAUCCAGGGGGGUCACUGCGCCGUUCACAGAGGAACACUGCUGCGGCCCAGCCACAAGACCACACAGUAGCUGGAAGGUUGCAGUCAGAGCAGGUAAAACAUAAAGCAAAUUCCCCACCUGAAAGUAGAAGACCUAAUUCUAAAGCUCCCAAAGCCACAGCCAGCUCAGCCACUGGCCAGUCCAGAGGCCACAGCUCAAGAAGCAGAAGCGGUCUUACUCUGUCAGUGGCUUCGUUUGUGUUUCAAGACGAUCCAGAGGCUGCAGGAACAUCCGAACAAGAGCGUUCAGGCCACCAGUCAAAGAGCGAGGGCACCCGAGGACUCAAACGAAGCGAAGCUCCUGACCAAAUUAGUGUCCUUGGACCAACCCCUGCCAAGAAGGCCAAGUCACUCCCUUCAACCAGAGACAAUACCUCAGAGACCAAGAAAGGCACAUCUAAGUCCAAGAAGAGACCCGUAGCCUCUGAGCCACCUGCAGCAUCAGGUCGAGGUCAGAACAAGAAGAGUGUGGCCGCUGGGGCCUCCCCAGUCCAGAAACGGAAAAAAUCAGACUCUGCCCCCAGCCUAAGUAGCACCGCUGGGUCCCUCCCCAAUUGUACCGAGGGCAGAACUGCAAAACCCACCAAGCUGGCGUCUAAAUCGGCCGCCUCAGCCAAAGCUGGGUGUAGCAACGUGACAGACUCCUCCUCCUCUGCCUCCUCCUCCUCUUCUUCCUCCACAGGCACCAACAGCGCAGCGACUCAGGGUGCUCGAGUCAAACAGGGAAAAGAUCAGACCAAGGCACGCCGCUCCCGCUCAGCGUCCAGCCCUUCUCCACGCCGCAGUACACGGGACAAGGAGCAGGCCAAAGCUGCCAGCUCUUCAAAAUUUGAUUGGGCAGCACGCUUCAACCCCAAAGUAAACCUGCCAAAACCCAAAUUGCCCUUGCCCGGAUCCUCCAAAACUGAGACCUCCAAACCUGGGCCAUCAGGACUACAAGCUAAACUAGCAAGUUUGAGGAAGUCUACCAAGAAGCGAAGCGAGUCUCCUCCAGCAGAGCUCCCCAGUUCUCGGCGGAGCACACGCCAGAAGACCACGGGCUCCUGUGCCAGCACCAGUCGGCGGGGCUCAGGCCUGGGCAAGCGCGGGGCAGCCGACGCUCGCCGACAGGAGAAAAUGGCCGACUCGGACAACAACCAAGACGGGGCCACCUCAUCAGCUGCUCGGACUGAUGAGGCUUCACAAGGAGCUUCAGCCUCAAGCUCAGUUGCUGGAGCAGUGGGCAUGACCACCUCUGGAGAGAGUGAGUCUGAUGAUUCUGAAAUGGGAAGGCUUCAAGCUCUUCUGGAAGCCAGAGGUCUCCCCCCUCAUCUUUUUGGGCCCCUGGGACCUCGUAUGUCACAACUGUUUCACAGGACCAUAGGCAGUGGAGCCAGUUCCAAGGCUCAGCAGCUCCUGCAGGGCCUUCAGGCUACAGGCGACGAGUAUCAACAGCUUCAAGCUGCUAUUGACAUGUGCCAGCUGCUGGUGAUGGGUAAUGAGGAAACACUUGGCGGGUUUCCUGUAAGGAGCGUGGUACCUGCUUUGAUUACACUGUUACAAAUGGAGCAUAACUUCGAAAUUAUGAAUCACGCCUCCCGUGCGCUCACUUACAUGAUGGAGGCGCUCCCUCGGUCUUCUGCUGUGGUUGUUGAUGCUAUUCCUGUCUUCCUGGAGAAGCUUCAGGUGAUCCAGUUCAUUGACGUAGCAGAGCAGGCACUGACUGCCCUGGAGAUGCUGUCAAGGCGACACAGCAAAGCCAUUCUGCAGGCGCGUGGGCUCGCUUACUGCCUGCUCUACCUGGAAUUCUUUAGCAUCAAUGCUCAGAGGAAUGCUUUGGCCAUUGCAGCUAACUGCUGUCAGAGCAUUACUCCAGACGAGUUUCACUUUGUUGCUGAUUCUCUGCCACUGUUGACUCAGAGACUCACUCACCAGGAUAAAAAGUCAGUCGAAAGCACUUGUCUCUGUUUCGCCAGACUGGUGGACAACUUUCAACAUGAGGAAAACUUGCUGCAGGAGGUGGCCUCAGGGGACCUGUUGACCAACAUUCAGCAGCUGCUGGUUGUGACCCCUCCCGUUCUCAGCUCGGGGAUGUUCAUCAUGGUGGUGCGCAUGUUUUCUCUGAUAUGCUCCAACUGCCCAUGCCUGGCAGUCCAGCUGAUGAAACAGAAUAUUGCAGAGACCCUGCGUUUCCUCUUGUGUGGUGCUUCUAACGGCAGCUGCCAGGAGCAGAUUGAACUGGUACCCCGGAGCCCUCAGGAGCUUUAUGAACUAACCUCCCUCAUAUGUGAGUUGAUGCCCUGCCUGCCCAGAGAGGGCAUCUUUGCUGUGGAUGUAAUGCUGAAGAAGGGCAGUGCCCAGACAACCGAGGGAGCUAUCUGGCAGUGGAGGGACGACCGGGGCCUGUGGCAUCCCUACAACCGCAUUGACAGCCGCAUUAUCGAGACAGCCCAUCAGAAUGGGGAGGAUGAGAUCAGCUUGUCAACCCUGGGCCGUGUGUACACAAUCGACUUCAACUCUAUGCAGCAGAUAAAUGAAGACACAGGAACAGCGCGGGGUAUCCAGAGGAAGCCUAACCCUCUUGCCAACCCUAACACAGGGAGUCACCAAGAAAUCCGUCAAGAAGACGCCCGAGCCCAGUUGAUGAAGGAGGACCCUGAGCUGGCCAAGUGCUUUAUUAAAACACUGUUUGGGGUCUUGUAUGAGGUGUACAGCUCAUCAGCUGGCCCUGCUGUCCGACACAAGUGCCUUAGAGCCAUCCUCAGGAUAAUAUACUUUGCUGAUGCAGACCUGCUAGAGGAUGUGCUAAGGAAUCAUGCUGUGUCCAGUCACAUUGCCUCCAUGCUGUCCAGCCAGGACUUGAAGAUUGUAGUGGGUUCUCUGCAGAUGGCUGAGAUCCUCAUGCAGAAGCUACCUGAUGUCUUCAGUGUCUAUUUCAGAAGAGAAGGUGUCAUGCAUCAAGUGAAGAACCUUGCAGAGUCUGAGAGCUUUCUAGUCACUAGUCCCCCAAAGGCUUGUCCCAGUGGCACUGCCAGCCUCUGCACUACGACCAUCAGCACGGCGUCCACCACAUCAACUAAUAAUGCAACCCCUGACCUGGGCUCUCCCAGCUUCCAGCACAGCAUGGACGACUCGCUGGACCUCAGCCCACAGGGGCGGUUAAGUGAUGUCCUAAAGAGAAAACGGCUUCCCAAAAGAGGACCCAGAAGGCCUAAAUACUCUCCACCAAGAGAUGAUGAUAAAGUAGACAAUCAGGCCAAGAGUCCUACCAGUACUCAGUCUCCUAAAUCCUCGUUCCUAGCCAGUCUCAAUCCCAAGACCUGGGGGAAACUGGGUGCCCAGACCAACAAUGCCAACUCUGAGCCCUCCCGCACAGCCGGAGUGAGCGGCCUGACACGGCCUCCUCCAAAGGACUCGGUUUCAAAUAACAGGGACAAAAUAAAGGCCUGGAUCAAAGAGCAGGCUAGCAAAUUUGUGGAACGCUACUUCAACUCUGAAAACGUGGACGGCAGCAACCCUGCACUGAAUGUACUCCAGAGACUUUGCACAGCCACUGAGCAGCUCAACCUGCAGCUGGAUGGUGGUUUGGAGUGCCUAGUGGAGAUCUCUAGCAUUGUAUCGGAGUCGGACGUGUCGUCUUUUGAGAUCCAGCACAGCGGGCUGGUGAAGCAGCUCCUGCUCUACCUUACCUCCAGCGCGGACCGAGACCUGCUGAGUCGCGACGUGCGGCUCAAGCGGUUCCUCCAUGUGUUCACCGGCUGUCCGGUUCCCGGAAUGGAGCCUGUUGGUCGUCUGGAGCCUACAGAGACCGCCCCUUACCUGGCCCUGGUGCACAAGAUGAACAGCUGUCUGAGCCAAAUGGAGCAGUUUCCUGUCAAGGUGCACGACUUCCCCAGUGGAAACGGCAAUGGCAGCAGGGGAUCUCAGGCACUGAAGUUCUUUAACACGCACCAGCUCAAGUGUCAGCUGCAGAGACACCCAGACUGCACUAAUGUCAAACAGUGGAAAGGAGGCCCUGUGAAGAUUGACCCGCUGGCCCUCGUUCAAGCCAUUGAGAGAUACCUCGUGGUCAGGGGAUACGGUCGAAUCAGAGAAGAAGACGAGGACAGCGAUGAUGACGGUUCAGACGAUGAAAUAGACGAGUCACUGGCAGCGCAGUUCCUGAACUCUGGCAGUGUUCGUCACAGACUCCAGUUCUACAUCGGUGACCACUUGUUACCUUACAACAUGACAGUAUACCAGGCUGUACGACAGUACAGUCUGCAGGCAGAAGAAGAAAGGGAGUCCACAGAUGACGAGGCAAAUCCACUCGGACGGGCCGGAAUCUGGACCAAAACGCACACAAUAUGGUAUAAGCCUGUGAGAGAAGAUGAGGAUGGUAGCAAAGACACUGUGGGUGGAAAAAGAGGCCGUGCACAGACUGCUCCCACCAAAACCUCACCUCGCAACGCCAAGAAGCAGGAUGAGCUGUGGCAUGAUGGCGUAUGUCCCAGCAUCAUCAACCCCUUAGAGACAUACCUCACUUCAGAGCCUCCAGAGACCAUAACCUUUGAUGACCCCUCCUUAGAGGUCAUCCUGCUGCUGAGGGUCCUGCAGUCCGUCAGUAGAUACUGGUUCUACUUGCAUGAUAAUGCUGCGUGUAAGGAAAUCAUUCCUACAAACGAGUUUAUUAACAGUAAACUGACUGCCAAAGCCAAUCGUCAGCUACAGGACCCGCUGGUCAUCAUGACAGGAAACAUACCAACCUGGCUCAUCGAGCUGGGAAAGACCUGCCCCUUCUUCUUCCCCUUUGACACCCGGCAGAUGUUGUUCUACGUCACUGCCUUUGAUCGUGACCGAGCCAUGCAGCGCUUGCUGGACACUAACCCUGAGAUAAACCAGUCAGAUUCUCAGGACAGCAGAGUUGCUCCCCGUCUUGACAGAAAAAAGAGGACGAUAAACCGCGACGAGCUCCUGAAACAGGCAGAGUCCGUCAUGCAGGAUCUGGGAAGCUCCAGAGCAAUGCUGGAGAUUCAGUACGAAAACGAGGUGGGCACAGGUCUUGGCCCCACCCAGGAGUUCUACGCUCUGGUGUCGCAGGAGCUCCAGAGAGCCGAUCUCGGCCUUUGGCGUGGCGAGGAGGUCACUCUGGCCAAUCCAAAAGGACUGUUUGCUGUUCCCUUUGGACGGACCACCAAACCAGCACAUAUAGCCAAAAUCAAAAUGAAGUUUCGUUUCUUAGGAAAGUUAAUGGCCAAAGCCAUUAUGGACUUCAGACUGCUGGAUCUCCCCUUGGGGCUUCCAUUUUAUAAGUGGAUGCUACGGCAUGAGGUGUCCAUAAGCUCGCACGACUUGGUGAACAUUGAUCCUGGCGUGGCUAAGUCCAUCCACCACCUGGAGGAUAUUAUCCGCCAGAAGAAGAGGCUGGAACAGGACCGGUCGCAGACGAGGGAGACCUUACAGCAGGCGCUGGAGAGCCUGAACAUGAACGGCUGCUCGGUGGAGGACCUGGGCUUGGACUUUACACUCCCAGGAUUCCCAAACAUUGAGCUGAAAAAGGGUGGCAAAGACGUCCCGGUCACAAUCUACAACCUGGAGGAGUACCUCAGGUUGGUCGUGUACUGGACCUUAAAUGAAGGAGUUUCGCGGCAGUUUGAGUCAUUCAGGGAAGGCUUUGAGUCGGUCUUCCCUUUGCAUCACCUGCAGUAUUUCUAUCCAGAGGAGCUUGACCAGUUGCUGUGUGGCAGUAAAUCGGAGACGUGGGACGUCAAGAUGCUGAUGGAAUGUUGUCGGCCCGACCAUGGAUACAUGCAUGACAGCCGCGCAGUCCGGUUCCUGUUUGAGGUGUUGAGCAGCUUCGACGCCGAGCAGCAGAGACUUUUCCUGCAGUUUGUCACAGGAAGCCCAAGACUGCCUGUCGGAGGUUUCCGGAGCCUGAACCCCCCUCUGACCAUCGUGAGGAAGACGUUUGAGUCAACGGAGAACCCGGAUGACUUCCUCCCCUCAGUCAUGACCUGUGUCAACUACCUGAAGCUGCCUGAUUACUCCAGCAUAGAGAUCAUGCGAGAGAAACUGUUGAUUGCAGCUCGUGAGGGCCAGCAG
This is a messenger RNA of Menidia menidia (Atlantic silverside), 6245 nucleotides long. The record is from the annotation of a GenBank genome assembly. NCBI's taxonomy places the organism in Eukaryota, Metazoa, Chordata, Actinopteri, Atheriniformes, Atherinopsidae.